Molecule: messenger RNA, 1516 nt
Organism: Galdieria sulphuraria
Lineage: Eukaryota; Rhodophyta; Bangiophyceae; Galdieriales; Galdieriaceae
Exons: 8
Coding region: 21-1472 (483 amino acids)
Source: RefSeq, a predicted model, not a curated record
GAUGAUUGUCGUUGGAGAAGAUGCAGCCUUUUUGGGGAAGACUUGUAAGACGCCAUAGACGCUUGUUUAGUAGAGCUUGUUUUGUGGCUAACGUCUUCUUCCUCUUUGCUCUCUUCUAUACACUUUCUUCCGGUAGUCUUUAUUAUCAUCGAUACCUUCAACGCAACAAUAUCACGAGUCAUUUGGUGGUGACAAGUAGGUUGGUUUCUCUUGUGUCUUCAGGUUGGGGUUUAGAGCAUAUGGUUGAUAUUUCCAGUGCAGCUUUGAAUCUCGAGAGUGUCAUUUCUAUACAGAAGCUGUUGGAGUCUAUCAAUAUGCAUAGGAAUUGGUCAGAAAGAGUCGUCAUAUCUCCCUUUAUGGUAUUAAAGAAACCAGACGUGGAUAAAAUGAAGUCACUCUUGUGCCCCACUGGUCGCAAUUGUACUCUUCAGUUCAAGCCUUUGUUGGACGUUGAACAAGCAGCUGAAAGAUUGAUGUCUUUGUUUUCCAGUGGCUUCAUACAUCCGGAAUUCGGAGGUCAAAUAGGUUUCAACGCACGACACUGGAUUCAAGAACUGAUGGAAGGAGCUUCCGUGAUUGAGAGUUCUUCGUUAAAACAUGCACAUGCUCUAGCACUGAAAUGUUUCUUGGAAGGAAAAGUUUGUUCCUCAGAAUUGGAUCAAGAAAUCAAUGCAAGUUAUGAAUUUCUUUAUUUUGAAACGGAAAUGUCUUUGAUGGAUUGGAUAAGAAAUGGCACUGCUGCCUUUUAUCAAAUUUGGAAAUACUAUCCAUCGGUACUUGGUCUCAAUGAUGAUAAUUUGGGUCCAAGUUUGAUAGAUAUUUGUCGUAAACUUGGUUAUCGUGGUAUUCAUUUGAUUCCAUUCGAUCCUCCGAUGCGAACGAGUAUAUAUCGCAGCAUCGAUCAACGGAUGUCCAUAUUGAACGAUAUCGUAUUGCCAACUACACAAAGUGCUUGUAAACAAUGGUGUUUAGAAAAUGUGGAUAAACUGUACGAUAAUGAAUAUCUGAGUAUACGUAUUCCACCAUCUCUUAUUAUGAGUUCAUCUUCAUCAGAUGGCUCUUGUUUGGAGGAGUUGAUUCGUCUAUUGGAAGAAAAAGAAGAGACCAUUUUUUUGACGAGUUCAGAAUUGCAUCAAAUAUUGAGUGUUGGGUGGUCGAUGGAAAUAUGGGAUGGAUAUUUGGUAUUGAGAAACUUUUUGGAAGAGACGGUUGCGGUCUCCAUUCUCCACAUCGAUAGUUUCAAUUCGGCUUUGAAUGAACGACAGAAACCUAUUCUGGAUAUGCUUUGUGGUCAUCAAAACGUAUCCCAACCACGAGUGAAGCUGAUUGAAAUGAAUACAACGAAUCAACAAGUCAAGUUCGGUUUAGGAAAAGAAAUGUGGAGGAACACUACUAUUUAUGAUUGUCACGACAAGUUACAACUGCAAAGUGGGAAAUCCUAUUUAUUAGUUCCUAUGUACACAUUGAACUAGUUGAAAAUAACUGAAAUAUAUAAACCGCAAUUCAAUUGAUCGAG